Parathielavia appendiculata is the source of this 912-nucleotide messenger RNA. RefSeq lists its product as uncharacterized. Gene Ontology annotation, biological process: mitochondrion organization. Gene Ontology annotation, cellular component: SAM complex; cytoplasm. The transcript has 2 exons. The record is from RefSeq and is a predicted model, not a curated record. The annotation marks the transcript as partial. Lineage: Eukaryota; Fungi; Ascomycota; Sordariomycetes; Sordariales; Chaetomiaceae.
AUGCAGGUUCCCCGGCCGCUGCAGCAACUCUUCGACCACUUUCCACUGCGGACCUACGGAGCCAACGACUUGCCUGACAGGUCGCAGCGACUCACCUCAAGCGACCUUCCCACUCUCUAUGUUUUCUCCACCGACUCGGACGCCCGGCUAGGCCUUCCGAGCUUCAAUCCGGCCUGUCUCAAGUGGCAGACCCUUCUUCGCCUCGCCGGCCUCGAAUUCCGCAUCCUUCCUUCCACCAACCACGCCUCUCCCACUGGCUCACUUCCCUUCCUCCUCCCGCCGCGCACAUCCUCCACCGCCUCAUCGCCGCCAAUCCCCGCCUCCAAGCUCCUCGCCUACGCCCGCCAACACACCUCCGCCGAACUCGACCCAGAGUUCCCCCUCCGCUCACAAGCCUACCUCUCCCUCGUCACCCUCUCCCUGCGAAACGCUUGGAUCCACGCCCUGUACCUCGACCCCUCGCACACGGCGCUCCUCCAGCGCCUCUACGUCCGCCCGGCCUCGUCCUCGCGCGGCGUGCAGGCGACGCUGCUGUACCAGCUGCGCCGCGCCGCCGCCGAGCAGAUCGCAAACACCGCCGGCUCCAGCAGCAGCGCGGUGCUCUCGACGGCCGCCGCGAGCAGUGCCGACGCCAUCGACGAGGAGGCCGUGUACGCCGCGGCGCGGGACGCCCUGGCCGCUUUGGCGAGCUUGUUGCGCGAGAGCCCGACGGGGUGGUUCUUUGGGGCCGAGAGGCCUGGCAUGUUUGACGCGAACUUGUUUAGCUAUACGCAUCUGAUGAUGGAGUUUAUGGGUGAAGAGGAUGUCUCUGUUGUGGAAGCGGGGGGCGGGGCGUUGGGGAGGAUGGUGAAAGAGGCUGGGAAUGGUGAACUCGCGAGGCAUAGGGACAGGAUGUUGGCGGUUACGUGGCCG